CCAUUGAUUCUUCACUUUCAUAUGAUAGACCAAAAGCAAGAAACUCCAUCUUUCUAUCUUUAUCUGAUGAUCUUGAUUCUUCUUCUCCUCAACAGGUGCAUAUUUCCAUGGUUGGUGAAGACAAGAUGAGGAUUUCAUGGAUUACCGAAGAUUCCGGCACGCCGGCGACGGUACAGUACGGUACAACUCCGGGAAGCUACCCAUUUUCAGCAAAUGGGGACACUACAUCAUACAAAUAUAUUUUGUACAAGUCUGGCGAAAUUCAUAAUGUUGUUAUUGGGCCUUUGAAGCCCAAUACCAUCUAUUACUACCGUUGUGGCCCAGAUUCAAGCCCUGAGUUCAGUUUCAAAACUCCUCCAGCUGGAUUUCCUAUCAAGUUUGCAGUUAUAGGUGACUUAGGGCAAACUGAAUGGACAACAUCAACUCUUGAUCAUAUUGCAAAAUCAAACUACGACGUUUUGUUAUUGCCCGGGGACUUAUCGUACGCGGACAUGAUCCAGCCGCGAUGGGACUCGUUUGGCCGGUUGGUGGAGCCGCUCGCGAGCCAACGGCCAUGGAUGGUGACUCAAGGCAACCAUGAGGUUGAGAAAUUUCCAGUGGUUCAUAGCCAACCCUUUACUGCCUAUAAUGCAAGAUGGCUCAUGCCAUUUGAGCAAAGUGGUUCAACUUCAAACUUAUACUAUUCCUUUGAAGUUGCUGGAGUUCAUGUCAUUAUGUUGGGCUCCUACACUGAUUUUGGGCCUGACUCGGCCCAAUACAACUGGCUCGUUACCGAUUUGAAGAAAGUUGAUAGAACAAAAACUCCAUGGUUGGUUGUUCUUUUGCAUGCACCAUGGUACAAUUCUAACACUGCUCAUCAAGGAGAGCUUGAAUCUUAUGGUAUGAAAUCAUCUAUGGAGGAUUUACUCUACGAGGCUCGUGUUGAUAUCGUGUUUGCUGGGCACGUUCAUGCCUACGAGAGAUUCACUCGAGUUUACAAAGACAAAGCUAAUAAUUGUGGUCCAAUAUACAUCACAAUUGGAGAUGGUGGUAAUAGGGAAGGUCUCGCUAGCAAGUACAUAGAUCCACAACCAAAAAUUUCACUAUUCAGGGAGGCAAGUUUUGGACAUGGAGAAAUUGAUGUGGUAAAUGUAACUCAUGCAAAAUGGACAUGGCAUAGAAAUGAUGAUGAUGAAGCUGUUGUUGCUGAUACUAUUUGGAUAACAAAUCUGGUUUCUAAUUCCCCUUGUAAAAUAUAAAGGCAAUAUUCAAACUGAAACCAAAAAAAAAAAAGGAGAGAGAGAGAGAGAGUAAUGAAAAAAUACUUGUGAGAUUGUAGACUUAGAAAAGAAUUUGAAAUUCAACAAUGAUGAUAGUAUAAUUCUAGUUUCAUGUCCAUGGAAAAAGGACCAGCUCAGUUUCAAACUUUGCUAUGAAGUUGGCUUUUU
Molecule: messenger RNA, 1427 nt
Organism: Nicotiana tabacum (common tobacco)
Lineage: Eukaryota; Viridiplantae; Streptophyta; Magnoliopsida; Solanales; Solanaceae
Product: putative purple acid phosphatase 20
Molecular function (GO): metal ion binding; acid phosphatase activity
Source: RefSeq, a predicted model, not a curated record